Solanum verrucosum is the source of this 1290-nucleotide messenger RNA. RefSeq lists its product as uncharacterized. NCBI's taxonomy places the organism in Eukaryota, Viridiplantae, Streptophyta, Magnoliopsida, Solanales, Solanaceae. Gene Ontology annotation, molecular function: hydrolase activity, acting on ester bonds. The coding region runs from base 289 to 1227 and encodes 312 amino acids. The record is from RefSeq and is a predicted model, not a curated record. The transcript has 3 exons.
UGAGAAUUUUGAGUGUGAAUGGGAUUGAGAAAGCUUCUCUUUUUUGGUGUACCGGAAUUUCAGAGCUCAUAUUCCAGAUUCCCUUUAGUCAUUUGUUUGUCAUACAUACACAAGCUAGCUACACCUUUAUCUAUCAUACAGUUGCGAGACAGUGUAGCAUCUUCCAGUUUCCAUUAUCUUUCUCCAGCACAUGAGCUUCAUUAAGGGUUCAUUCAAGGAAAAAGCAGUAUAAUACCAACUUAGAGUGUAUCAAGAGAAGAGAAGAGUCUGGCAGUUUCAAGACCCAUAAUGAUUAAACUCUUUGAUUCUCAUUGUCACCUCCAAGAUCCAAGGAUCCUUAAUAUGGUCCCAAAAAUUAUUAAGACCACGACUGAAACAGGAGUUGUCCAUUUUGCUGUCAAUGGCUUGUCAGAGAAAGAUUGGCAUUUGGUCAAGGAAAUGAGUGAAUGCUACCCUUGUAUUGUUCCAAACUUUGGGCUCCAUCCCUGGUUUAUAACUGAGAGGACUCCUAAUUGGCUGAAAACCUUGAGAGGAUUUUUGGAGUCUACUCCUGCUGCUGCAGUUGGAGAGAUUGGUUUAGAUAAAGGUUCAUUUGGAAGGAAGAUUGAUUUCGCUGAUCAGGUGGAUGUCUGUCGACAGCAGCUUCAACUUGCCAAAGAGUUGGAAAGACCAGCAUCCAUACAUUGUGUUCGUGCUUUCGGGGAUCUGCUUGAAUUAUUGAAAUCUGCGGGGCCUGUUCCUGCUGGUUUCAUCCUGCACUCGUACCUCGGCUCUGCCGAAAUGGUUCCUGAAUUUGCUAAGCUUGGUGCUUACUUCUCCUUCUCUGGGUUCCUUAUGUCCAUGAAGGAAAUCAAGGCGAAGAAAAUGUUAAAGUCAAUUCCUAAGGACAGGAUCUUGUUGGAGACAGAUGCACCAGAUGCUUUGCCAAAAUUGAGCAAUCCGGAUUCUCUGUAUUUGAUCGAGAAGGAAGCUUCAUCAGCUGAUGGAACAUCAAGUGGAGGAAUUAAUGAUGGAAAUCCAUCUGAGAAAUCACCGGAGGAGGACAAAGGCAAUGAACAACAGGCAGAAGAAAUCCAUAACCAUCCUGCAAACAUUCACCAUGUACUCUCCUAUGUUGCAUCACUACUUGAGCUGACAAAAGAAGAACUUGCUGAGAUAAGCUUUGCAAAUGCUUCUCGGCUAUUUUCUUAUGAAGGUUCAAAGGUACUGCAAGAGGUCUUAAAAUGAUGUUGCAUAACAUGACUAUUGGUUUCCUAAGAAGAAAUGCUGCUUCAGUUUUGAUAUCUGCUA